AUGGUUCCAUCUGUGACCAGCAGGGUGUUCAGCCGCCUUCGCGUGCCACAGCAGCAGUCGUGUUGGAUGCGGCAGAAAGCAGGGUUCAUGAUGGAAGGUAAUGAUGGUAAUACUCAGGAGGAGGGGUGGAAGCGGAGGACUGGGAGUGAGGCCGCCCAUGGGCCUCUCUUGGCCGCCGUUUCUGCCUGCUGGUGCACCCGAGCUGCUCCUCGGGAGGCUUGGGCACCCUUUGGCCGCCCCUCAUGCCAGCUGGUCGCCCGUGGCAGCGCCUGCAGGUGUGUGCUGCUUCUGUUUGACUUCGGGCCGUGGCCCGUCGGCACCUCUUGA
Messenger RNA from Prorocentrum cordatum, 327 nucleotides. NCBI's taxonomy places the organism in Eukaryota, Dinophyceae, Prorocentrales, Prorocentraceae. The record is from the annotation of a GenBank genome assembly.